Amaranthus tricolor (Joseph's coat) is the source of this 2197-nucleotide messenger RNA. Its product is annotated as alanine aminotransferase 2. Gene Ontology annotation, biological process: biosynthetic process. The coding region runs from base 312 to 1925 and encodes 537 amino acids. Gene Ontology annotation, molecular function: L-alanine:2-oxoglutarate transaminase activity; pyridoxal phosphate binding. The transcript is spliced from 15 exons. The record is from RefSeq and is a predicted model, not a curated record. Lineage: Eukaryota; Viridiplantae; Streptophyta; Magnoliopsida; Caryophyllales; Amaranthaceae.
AUUCAAGCAAUUAAUUCAUUUUUUGUUCUUUAAUAUCUUGUUCGACUCCUCUCACAAUCAAAAAACGGCACACACGAACAAAAAAACAUACAUAAGAAUCAAAGAAAAUUUUUGUGGGCGGAAAAAUAACCCAUAUGUGUGAACCAAGGCAGUUUUCUUAUCUCAUUUUCCAGAAAUUAAUUUUUUCUUGCUCUACAAGCCACAGAUUUGACAUCAACAAAAGGGUGGUGACGAAUUUAUUGGAAUUUUCCGAGCCCUAAAUUUGUUAAACCAUAUAAAUUCAUUGAUCGGUUCUUAAUCAAUUUGUUGCAAUGCGGAGAUUGGUAGCAGACAAAACAAAGCAACUCAUUAGAACUCACUUCCUUACUUAUAAAUCUCAUCACCCUUCUCUUGCUUCUCAAUCGUUUUUCUUCUCUUCUUAUUAUUCAACUUCUACUUCUACUACUACUUUUCCUUCUUCAAUGGAGUCUUCUGAUUCAUCACACCAGCUAUCUCUUCAGACUCUCAAUCCAAAGGUAUUGAAAUGUGAAUAUGCUGUUCGUGGAGCAAUUGUUACUCAAGCUGAGAAAUUGCAAGAACAAUUGAAGAAAGACCCCAAAUCUCUCCCCUUUGAUGAGAUACUUUACUGUAACAUAGGAAAUCCUCAAUCUCUUGGGCAGCAGCCAAUAACAUUUUUCCGAGAGGUUCUUGCUCUGUGUGAUCACCCAAACAUUUUGGAUAAAAGUGAAACACAAGGACUCUUCAGUGCUGAUUCAAUAGAAAGAGCUUGGCAGAUUUUGGAGCAAAUACCAGGAAAGGCUACUGGUGCAUAUAGUCAUAGUCAGGGUAUUAAGGGACUGCGUGAAACAAUUGCUGCUGGAAUCGAAGCACGAGAUGGUUUCCCAGCCAAUGCAAAUGAUAUUUUCUUGACUGAUGGAGCAAGCCCUGGGGUGCACAUGAUGAUGCAACUAUUGCUGAGGUCAGAGCAAGACGGAAUUCUUUGCCCCAUUCCACAAUAUCCGUUGUAUUCUGCUUCAAUUGCACUCCAUGGUGGAACUCUGGUUCCUUACUAUCUUGAUGAAGCAACUGGAUGGGGUUUGGAGAUUUCCGAGCUGAAGAAGCAAUUAGAAUCUUCCAAAUCCAAGGGCGUAACUGUUCGAGCCUUGGUUGUGAUAAAUCCCGGCAACCCAACUGGGCAGGUUCUUGCUGAGGAAAACCAGAAGCAAAUUGUUGAAUUCUGCAAGAAAGAAGGUCUUGUGCUUUUGGCAGAUGAGGUUUAUCAGGACAAUGUUUAUGUUCCGGACAAGAAAUUUCACUCGUUUAAGAAGAUUGCACGUUCUUUGGGGUAUCAGGAGAAUGAUCUCCCCUUGGUUUCAUUUCAGUCAGUUUCUAAAGGAUUUUAUGGAGAAUGUGGGAAAAGAGGAGGUUACAUGGAAGUUACAGGCUUUACUGCUGACAUCAGAGAACAAAUUUACAAAGUUGCUUCUGUCAAUUUGUGUUCUAAUUUAACUGGUCAGAUUCUUGCUAGCCUUGUCAUGAGCCCACCAAAGGUUGGAGAUGAAUCGUAUGAAGUUUAUUCUGCUGAAAAGGAGGGAAUCCUUUCAUCCAUGGCUAGGCGUGCGAAGACAUUAGAAGAUGCAUUCAACAGCUUAGAAGGCGUGACAUGCAACAAAGCAGAGGGAGCCAUGUACCUAUUCCCCCGCAUCAAUCUUCCCCAGAAGGCGAUUAAAGCUGCUGAGGCAGAGCACAUUGCGCCUGAUGCAUUCUAUGCUCGUCGUCUGCUCGAAGAGACUGGAAUUGUCGUCGUUCCUGGAUCUGGUUUUGGACAGGUUCCGGGCACUUGGCACAUCCGGUGUACAAUUCUUCCGCAAGAGGAUAAAAUCCCAGGAAUUGUUGAGCGUUUAACAGCAUACCAUCAGAAGUUCAUGGACGAGUUUCGUGAUUGAGAAUAAGCUAAAUACCUUGCCCGAGCAAAGUUUGGUGAUCCAAGUCGUAUCAUUACUCGGGAACAAUCGUUUAAUUUAUUCGUACAAAAUCUGUAUUGGUGGCUACAACCAUUUAGCAAAACAUUUGGCAUGUUGGCUCAAUAAUCCAACAUAUAUUUUGUGUUGAACUUUGCUGGAAAAAGCAUUUACGAGCAUUUUUUAGUUCUGAAAAUAAUUAAGUUGCAAUAAUGCCCGCAUUAAUAUUACCCUGGGAAGAUUGAUCGUUAGAUCUA